Molecule: messenger RNA, 255 nt
Organism: Gongylonema pulchrum
Lineage: Eukaryota; Metazoa; Nematoda; Chromadorea; Rhabditida; Gongylonematidae
Source: the annotation of a GenBank genome assembly
AUGAUGUACAGCGUCGUUGAUGCGUUCCAGGUGACUUUUCAGGCAGUUCAAAAUAUUAGUAGUUUCAGUGGUGUAAUGACAACUAUUCCGGCAAUAAGCAAAGCGGCAUUGGAACGGCGAUUCAUUGAAUCAGGCGAGCGUGAUCGAAUGAGGGAGUUGCUGUUGCAGCGACUGCGCGAAAGCGGUUGGGUGGAGGAUGUGGAGAAUAUGUGCCGCAGUUUCAUACAGACUAAAGUAAGUCCUUUUCUCCCGUAA